This is a messenger RNA of Andrographis paniculata, 1433 nucleotides long. Its product is annotated as transcription factor Pur-alpha 1-like. Lineage: Eukaryota; Viridiplantae; Streptophyta; Magnoliopsida; Lamiales; Acanthaceae. Bases 178 to 1023 code for a protein of 281 amino acids. Gene Ontology annotation, cellular component: nucleus. The transcript has a single exon. The record is from RefSeq and is a predicted model, not a curated record. Gene Ontology annotation, biological process: regulation of transcription by RNA polymerase II. Gene Ontology annotation, molecular function: DNA-binding transcription factor activity, RNA polymerase II-specific; RNA polymerase II transcription regulatory region sequence-specific DNA binding; purine-rich negative regulatory element binding.
UAUUGGGUCAAAACCCUAGACGGACGGAUCGAGCAGAAUUAUCCACUCCGCCCGCUACCCAGAUUCGCUGCCGGCGGUGCCUCGAUUCCUCACUUCAAUUGCCAAUUGCCUGCCUUAUUCUGUGUCCGUUGUUCUGCUGAUUUGAUUUUUGGGAACUUUGGUGGGUGGCUGGGUGGGAUGGAGCUGAAUUCUGCCGGCGGCGGAGGGGGAAACGAUGUAGAGUUGCUUAGCAAAACACUGCAGGUGGAGCACAAGCUGUUUUACUUUGACCUCAAGGAGAAUCCGCGGGGGCGCUACCUCAAAAUCUCUGAGAAGACUUCCGCCACCAGAUCCACCAUCAUAGUUCCCUCCAAUGGCGUCGCCUGGUUCCUCGAUCUCUUUAAUUACUACUUGAACUCCGACGACCAGGACGCCUUAAGCAAAGAGCUCCAGCUCGAUUCCAAGGUAUUCUAUUUCGAUGUUGGGGAUAACAGAAGAGGUCGCUUUCUCAAAAUAUCUGAAGCUUCUGUGAGUCGAAACCGCAGCACUAUUAUCGUUCCUGCCGGCGCCGGCCGAGACGAAGGCUGGGCUGCCUUUAGAACUAUUUUGGCUGAAAUCAGUGAAGCAGCGAGGCUUUCCGAUCUGCCGAAUCAGCUGGAAUCUGAACUUGCGGGGCUAUCGGACGAUGUAGGGGCUGGUUUUAUCUCCAGCCGUAGCUCUCAAGCUGCUGCUGCUCCAUCCAUGGAGUUGAAUGUUGAUCGCUCUUCUGAUCUGCCGCCACUCGAUGACUCGACCGAUUUGGGGGUCUCCAAAGUGAUUCGAGCUGAUCAGAAGAGGUUUUUCUUUGAUCUCGGUAGUAAUAACAGAGGCCAUUUCUUGAGGAUAUCGGAGGUCACUGGUUCAGACCGCUCCUCCAUCAUUCUCCCGCUGUCUGGCUUAAAGCAGUUCUACGAAAUGGUCGGCCAUUUUGUUGAGGUUACAAAAGAUCGAAUUGAGGGGAUGACUGGUGCAAAUGUUCGAACAGUGGACCCUCCUCCAAGGUGAACUAUGUCGUUAGGCAGUUUUUUUGGCACAAUUGCGAUCUGUGGCACCAAGGAUUGUGGUCGGCUGCUUGAAAGUUGUUGGGCUGUGUUACAUUUCGAAGAAUGUGUUUGUUUCUUCAAUCGGACACCAUUUCUGAAAGCUUAUCUGCUCCUUUAUAUAUAGGAUUGAUAUAUAUAUAGGCAUAUAUAAAUGAAUAAGUAGGCUCUGCGCCGAAAGAAGGUAUAUUCUCAUGCAUAUCUCCUAUUUUCUGAUAGAAUGCUAGUGUAUUAAUUUAUUAUCUUCUGUAUUAUCAACUACAAAAGGAUAUGAGCGUUGCGCUCUGCUUUUAUAUUCUUUUGAGCAUGUAUACGUGAUUCGGCAUACACCUUCUGGUCAGAUUUAAAGUGGUAUUGUGACACCAUUUUUACUUA